This is a messenger RNA of Phaedon cochleariae (mustard beetle), 1746 nucleotides long. Lineage: Eukaryota; Metazoa; Arthropoda; Insecta; Coleoptera; Chrysomelidae. The record is from the annotation of a GenBank genome assembly.
ACAAGGGGACAAGGCCAAAAAAUAGAACACUAAUGAAAAAAGACACUGUUGAUACUUGAUAGUAAAAUAUUGAUACUAUUAAAUAUUAAUAUAAAAACAGAAUAUAACAGAAAAACACUGUGAGGAAUCAGAGGCAAAUAUGGAUUAUGAUUAUUUAAUUAAAUUUCUGGCUCUGGGUGAUUCUGGUGUUGGAAAAACCAGUUUUCUUUAUCAGUAUACAGACGGCCUCUUCAAUUCCCGAUUUAUUUCCACUGUUGGAAUAGAUUUUAGAGAAAAACGAAUGAUUUACCAAUCAAAAGGAAGAAAUCAUAGGAUUCAUUUGCAACUUUGGGAUACAGCAGGACAAGAAAGAUUUCGCAGCUUAACGACAGCAUUCUAUCGAGAUGCAAUGGGGUUUUUGCUUCUCUUCGACCUCACGAAUGAGCAAUCAUUUCUAGAAAUUCGUAAUUGGAUAGAACAGCUGAGGUUGCAUGCAUAUUGUGAAUGUCCUGAUGUGGUGCUAUGUGGCAACAAAGCUGAUUUGGAGGAAAAAAGAGUAAUCACUGAAUGGAGGGCUAGAGAAGUUGCUGAAAAACAUGGCCUCUCCUAUUUGGAAACCAGUGCUGCAACUGGACAAAACGUCAAUAGAGCAGUUGAAACUCUAUUGGAAAAGGUGAUGAUUCGAAUGGAAUCUGCAGUAGAUAAGGCCAUGCUGCCAGGAAGGCGAGGAAGACCCAGAGACAUUACUGACUCUCAAUUGAUUGGCCCACCGAAUCAGAAAUGCUCUUGCUGAUAUUUGGGUUGUUAUUGAAUUUAUAUUCAAUACAACACUGGUGAGAUCAUAAAAGUCAGUGAAAUUAAAUUUAUUCAAAAAUAUGACCAAUUCGUUUAGGUACUAAUAAUGCUAUGCUUGAUUUACUGAAGUAUUCGGUACAUAAAUAAUUGCUGACAAUUCAGCCUAUACUCUUCAACUCAUUAGUGAGUGCCCAGUUGAAUUCUGAAAUGAUAUAAAAAAGCACAGAUAUUCUGGAAUAUAUUGACCUAGAUGUUCGCUUUUCAGUAUCAUGAGGAUAUUCAACUUGUCUACUCCUAAAGUUAACUGAAAAAUACGGCAAUUGGUUGCCAACAUUUUCAGUGAUUUCUGAUAUUUUCGAAUGGCUUUUGAUUUGGCUAAUGGUGAUGGUUUCCUGGUAAUAUCAUUUUGAUGUCAAGUUGACACUCAAAAAUGUCCUGUGAUUGAAAUUAUCAUUAUCUGCGUUAUAUGCGGUGGUCGAGAUGUGUCUUCCGUGAUUAUUGGGGCUGGCAGUACAUACAUCCUAAAACAAUGUCACUAAUAUCUGUGAAUGCAUGGACUAUUUCCGUAAAUAUAAACUAAUUUCAGAUAGUGAAUAAUAUGAGAGGCAUACCAGCUUGGAAUAUGAAGUUUAAAAUAUAUCAGCCUAUAUAUUAUAUCAAGGAUCUUGUAUACUAUAUCAUUCAAAUUUUCUUCUGCUUCAAUCAACAUUUUUUCAAAUAACCCUUCCUCACACCAAAAAAUCUUUGACAUAUUUGUUUAACUUUCAUCAUACAGAUAGAUAACUUGAUUAUGAAUUUUGAUUGAAAUUUUCCUCGAAAUCAAUAUAACUUUACAAUUUGUUAAAUGAAAAUUAUUUUCCCCUUCUUUAGAUGGCUAUAUCUUCCUUAGUAUCCAUAUUCAGAAAUCAGUUGAUAAUGAAUAUAGUAACUUUGGUUUUGAUGUUCAGGGUUUCUAUAAAUGGCCGUUUAAAU